AUGCACAGAACGUUUGGAGGACUUUCGGCGGCCAGCAGAGCAGGCGUGUACGAUGGCAAGAUCGCCGGUCUAUACGAUCUGGAGGAAACGCUUGGAUCAGGACAUUUCGCCGUGGUGAAGCUUGCCCGCCACGUGUUCACCGGCGAGAAGGUCGCAGUGAAGGUAAUCGAAAAGACGAAACUAGACGACAUCUCACGGGCGCACCUAUUCCAGGAAGUAAGAUGCAUGAAAUUGGUCCAACACCCGAACGUAGUUCGAUUGUACGAGGUUAUUGACACACAGACUAAGCUUUACCUCAUACUCGAGCUUGGCGACGGAGGGGAUCUAUACGAUUAUAUUAUGCGGCAUGAGAAAGGGCUGUCCGAAAAUGUAGCCCGAGAGUACUUUCGACAAAUUGUGCGAGCCAUAUCCUACUGUCAUCAACUGCACGUGGUCCACAGAGAUCUAAAACCAGAAAAUGUGGUGUUCUUUGAAAAGUUGGGCGUCGUGAAACUCACCGACUUUGGAUUUAGCAACAAGUUCUGUCCGGGUCAGAAGCUGGAGACGUCCUGCGGUAGUCUGGCAUAUUCUGCCCCGGAAAUUCUACUUGGUGAUUCGUACGAUGCACCUGCAGUAGAUGUGUGGUCACUGGGUGUGAUACUGUUCAUGCUGGUAUGCGGUCAGCCUCCUUUCCAAGAGGCUAAUGAUUCUGAGACGCUUACUAUGAUCAUGGACUGCAAGUACACUAUGCCCGCUCACGUGUCGGACGGGUGUCGGAAUCUCAUCAGCGAAAUGCUCGUUCGGGAACCAGAAAAGCGAGCAACGUUACAGCAGAUUGCCCAGAACGAAUGGCUGAUGGAGGGUAGCUGCGAAGAAACGCCAGAAAACGUUCCCCUGGUUAGCCGGGAGCAGGUCAGUGAAGAGGAUCAUUCGUUGAUCAUUCAAAAGAUGAUUAAUGGUAAAAUAGCAACCAAAGAGGAAAUAUUAGAGGCUUUAGAUCGUAACGAGUACAAUCACAUAACGGCGACGUACUUCUUGCUGGCGGAGCGCAAAUUACGCGCCCAUCGACAGGAAGAAGCGCAGAAACGGAAACCGGAGCUUACGUUGCCGGUGUCGAAUUCAGCAAGGCUGCUACAAAAUUUUAAGAAAAAUGAAACAGAUGAUGAUGAAGACUCACAAGGUGGGCUUUUGUCGACUCGACUGGGCAUGCAUUUGAGUGUCCCUCGAACCCCUGGCACUGAAACCGGACAGUCUGGUCGAAGCCGUAAGUGUAGUAUCGUGCAAGAAGAGGAAGACGAUGAGGACGACGUUCACUGUGCUGGUCACGAGGAAUUGUCUACACCACUGAAUCGGCGAGGAUCACGUUCCGAAGGUCGCAUCAACGUGACGGUGCAAGAUCGAUUAGCAGAAUCCGAGCGCUUGAAGCUGGAAGCGAAAAAGUAUCAGCAAACGGAGUUAAAUCAACAACAGAGCCGUAAUGGCACCGACGAAAAGCAACAGAAAGGACCGCGAGUCUGCGCGAAAGACGAAGCGGACGGCAAUCAUCGUUCGCCGGUAACGCAAAAUGUACAAAUGUCGCCGCUGCUCGGUGGAAUAGGAAACGUAACGUUAAUUACCAGCGAAAACAGCAACACGAAGGAUCGAUUAGGAAUCGCUGGAGGUGGGCUGCAUCGCAAACCGAUGCCGGAACUGAAGCGAAACGUUGGCGGAAGCAUUGAUUCAAAGAAAUCCUCUAUACUGAAGCCGACGUUAGUGAAAAUUACGGACGGUGUCGGUGCCCGUUCGGGGUCCUUUGACCAGUGCAUGCGGGGCAUUGGUAGCGGCGGGGGCGGAGAACUAGUGACGACAAAGAUAAUCACGGAUAGUUCCACCAUAACGAUCCCGAUUCCGACGCUAAACAUUGUCACGGCAUCGACGAUACCAAAGUACAAGACGAUGCCCUCACCAACGAGAUCUAACGCGAUUCUCACCUCGACGACGAACUGCUUGAAUGAAAUCUUCGAAGAAGGUACUGACGUGGGUAGUUCGGACAGUACCAGUACGACUCCGCGACCCGUCAUCCGCAGCCAGUUUGUGGCGGCCCGGCAGCAGAGCCAACCGACAGGAAAUGGAACCGGAACCGGAGCUGGUGCUGCGACGUCAGCAUCUACGGGACAUAAUGUGCACCGGCGUAGUAAAUUUAACAAGUCCCGCACUGCGUCUUGCAGUAGCUCGGACGCAUCGGAUGAUGAUUCCGAGAAUCGGAAAAAACGUGCACAUAAAAUUGUGGACGCCACCAUUAAGCCACUUUCGCAACGACGAGACUCACACGAUGAUUCAAGUGAUUCGCAGGAUCAGGGAAGCAAUGCGGCAGCCGGUGGUGCAGGAAAGGCACAGAUUAAGGGAAUUUCGACUACUACUAAUGGCGGCACGAGUAACGGAGGAACUGGUGGUGGUGGCGGCUCUGGAGGCGGUUCAGGUGCUCAGCCUUCCUCGGGGGAUGAUAAACAUGGGUCCAAUAACAGGCAGAAAACGUCACAACAGGUCGAUUUCAGGCGGCAUCGCGGUCGAAGGAGACCUGUUGAAACGCGGUUACGCGAAAGUCAAUCGCUGAAUCGUAUUACAGAAGUCCAGGAGUCGGAGGUGAGCGCUGGACACUCGGCUACGCAACAGCUAGCAAACAGUACGGUUGUUGCUACCCCGGCAGUAGCAAUGAUUACGUCCAAUAGUCCCAAUGCUAAAUCAACGCAACCGCCGACAAACGAUGCAACAUGCACGAGUAAGUCGGAAGACACAUGUGAUAAUUCGUCACCGGAUCCAGCGCCAGAAGAAGGAAUCGAGACGAACGUUGGUACAGAGGAAGCUACCAAUCUGUCGAGCAGUGGUACGAAAACGUCUGUUUCGAAGACAGCAUCUUCCCGGCAACAUCAUCACGGUUCUACCAAACCGAAAGGGCUGAGUGCGAGGAUAUUCCAUACGUUCAAGAAGCAACCCGUGGCUUCGGCCGCGUCAGUAUCUGCUAGCUCGACUAACACAUUCGCCGAUCCACCAUCGAACGGUUCUGGAGAUGACAUUGAGAUUGUGGUUGAACUAGCCAAGGCACUCAACAAUGCAUCAGUGGAAGGUGGUAAAAGUGCUAACACGAAGAAAAUUAAAAUUCUCGGGCGUUAUUUUCAGGUGCAUAAAAAAAUUUACGUUCCACUGUCUGGUCUGUUCCAGCGAGGCCGGCUCUAUAAGGCGCAAUCGUGCGGAUCAAUUGUGCGUGACAAGGUAAACGUAAACCCGAAUGGUAGCGGUGCAGGAUCGCACUCCAACACCACCGGUCGCCAUUCGACGAUAUUUAGUGAAAAGAAUCGCAUCAUCAAAAAUUGCCUUGGUGGCAGCGGAGAUGCCGGAUCGCGGCACCUCGGAAGUGACGGUGAUAUCAAUCACAACAACGGAGGUGCCCAGCAUCACCAUCAUCACAGUAGUAGCGGGUUCCUAGCGUCGCUUUCAGCUGGCAACGCUCCGUCAACGGAGGGGCUCGUACGAGGUCCUUCACCAAUCGAGCUGGUGUCGAACGGUCGGUCUGGCAUGAUUGACCAUUCGGCUAAGGUGCUCGGUGCUACCUCCGUUACGCCACCGGUUCCCAUUAAAACGGCAUAA
Messenger RNA from Anopheles nili, 3603 nucleotides. RefSeq names its product serine/threonine-protein kinase par-1 (gene Snrk). Bases 1 to 3603 code for a protein of 1200 amino acids. Gene Ontology annotation, molecular function: protein serine/threonine kinase activity; ATP binding; tau-protein kinase activity. Lineage: Eukaryota; Metazoa; Arthropoda; Insecta; Diptera; Culicidae. The record is from RefSeq and is a predicted model, not a curated record. The transcript is spliced from 9 exons. Gene Ontology annotation, biological process: intracellular signal transduction; microtubule cytoskeleton organization; protein phosphorylation. Gene Ontology annotation, cellular component: cytoplasm.